UGUGUUGAAUAAUCUCUGGAAGAACUGAGUAGUGCUUUUGUUUUCUUACCCAUAGUGCACCGCGGGCAGCUGUCAUGGCGGCUCAGUGAUGAGGAAAAGCGAGAGACAGAUAUAAGGAGGAAAAACCAACAACACGACGAGAAACUAUGAGCACGCAGUACAGCAUCCUGUUCAAGCAGGAGCAUGCCCAUGAUGAUGCCAUAUGGACGGCAGCAUGGGGGAAAAGUGCGAAGGAUGGAUCAGAGACUAUCGUCACCGGCUCCCUGGAUGACAUGGUGAAAGUGUGGAAAUGGUCAGAUGAGAAGCUGGAGCUACAGUGGAGUCUGGAAGGCCACCAGCUGGGUGUGGUGUCUGUGGACAUUAGCCACAACGGCGCCAUCGCCGCCUCCAGCUCUCUGGAUGCUCACAUCCGCCUCUGGGACCUGGAGUCUGGCAAACAGGUUAAAUCCAUGGAUGCAGGACCAGUCGAUGCCUGGUCUGUAGCGUUCUCCCCCGACUCAAAAUACAUAGCCACAGGCAGCCAUCUUGGCAAGGUGAACAUCUUUGGUGUUGAGAGUGGGAAGAAGGAAUACUCCCUGGACACCAGAGGGAAAUUCAUUCUCAGCAUCGCCUAUAGCCCAGAUGGAAAGUAUUUAGCCAGCGGUGCCAUCGAUGGAAUCAUUAAUAUCUUUGACAUUGCAACUGGGAAACUCCUCCACACGCUGGAAGGCCACGCCAUGCCCAUCCGCUCUCUCACGUUCUCACCCGACUCUCAGCUCUUAGUCACAGCCUCAGAUGACGGCUACAUCAAGAUUUAUGACGUACAGCAUGCUAACCUGGCAGGCACUCUGAGUGGCCAUGCGUCUUGGGUGCUCAACGUGGCCUUUUCACCUGAUAACACACACUUUGUCUCCAGCUCGUCAGAUAAGAGUGUGAAGGUGUGGGAGGCGAGCACCAGGGCGUGUGUGAACACUUUCUUUGACCAUCAGGACCAGGUAUGGAGCGUGAAGUACAACAGCACUGGCUCGAAGAUCGUUUCAGCUGGAGAUGACAGAGCCAUCCACAUUUACGACUGUCCCAUGUGAAGCAUGUUUCACCGUUCUUACACCUGACAGGAAACGAGUACAUCUGAAAUAUACUCCUGGGCAAAAGAAAUGGGCCAAGCCAAAAAUGGCAAUUAUGAAGCUUUUUAAUGGUCUUAACAACAAAUCACUGGUCAGAAAAUGAUAAGGAAUGAAACAGAUGCACUCCUCAGAGCUCCUGUGCCUCCAUUUGCUGGUUUCCUUUUGCUGCAGUGACCUGAAUUAUAACUUCUAUAGCCUUGUACACAAAGGUAAAAUCAUGAUAAUGACUAAAUGUUUGAUGUAAAAUUUAUACUAACACAUGUCUAGAUGUACAACAUUUCCCAAAAAUAUCUUCUGGGAUGUUUUUUUCUUAAAAGAUUACUCAUUAUUUGGUUCUCUGCUGCACCUGAUGCAGCUCAUCAAAGGGCCACAAGGCUUAAACAUUUAAAGAAAUCAAAGGGAAAAACUCUCUAUACUAACUUCCUUUAUCUAUUUGUUUAAUUCCUGAUAAUUUCCUGACCAAUGAUUUGUUGUUAAUACCAUUAAAAGCUUAAUAUUUUGUUAUUUUGAGCUUGGCCUAUUUUUCUUUGCCCAGGAGCGUACAACAUGCCAGAACAUUUACUCGAACCGCACUCUUUGUCCACAGAGAUUCAUACAGUCCCUGCUGAUACACACUUUCCUCCUGCAAGUUCGAAUCAACUUCUGUUUUGUUGUUUGACGUUAAAUAAAGCCUUUAACCUGCUUCUGUAAUCAUCAAACACAUGCGCAGGUAAUAACAUGGCCAUGAGGUUUGAUUUUCAUUUUUGAAUCGUUGUCUCCUUAAAUGUUCUAGUCUUGUCAAAACAAUAAAUUUUUUAUAAAUA
Molecule: messenger RNA, 1906 nt
Organism: Pangasianodon hypophthalmus (striped catfish)
Lineage: Eukaryota; Metazoa; Chordata; Actinopteri; Siluriformes; Pangasiidae
Gene: skic8
Product: SKI8 subunit of superkiller complex
Exons: 11
Coding region: 147-1064 (305 amino acids)
Cellular component (GO): Cdc73/Paf1 complex
Molecular function (GO): protein binding
Source: RefSeq, a predicted model, not a curated record